ACUUUAAAGUCAGGGGAUCUGAUCCCACUUCAGUCCCUCACGGCUCUAUCACGCUCACGCCUCCUUCUUUACCACUCUCAACUUCAGUAAAAAAAAAACAACCUUAAUAUUAUAAGGUUUUUUUUUUUCUUCUUCAUUUCAAAGGUUUAAGCUUUCUUCUUUGAUCCCUCCGCCACUCUCACUCAUCCCACAAUCCAGAUCCAGAUCAAAUGACAUCGAUGGCGGCUUUAUUGCGUUUUACGCCUCUCUCUGGUCAAAGCCAUGCACUUUCAAUUCCAUCACCAUUGUCAUCAUCACCUCCACAGAUUCAUAACCGUUCUAUAUAUCUCACCAACCCAACAACCCAUUUGCCUCAAAGAUUGAAACUUUCUUUCGCCGCCGGUGGUGAUGGAAUUGUUGGUGGUGGUAGUGGGAGUGGAGGUGGUGGUGGUGGUGGUAGUAGUGGAGGUGGUGGAAGUGAAAAUUGGGGUGGUGCUGAUAGUAACGAUGAUGGAAAGUCUAAAGAUUCGUCUUUUGGGAUUUUGGGUUUGUUUCUGAAUGGAUGGAGAUCAAGGGUUGCUGCUGAUCCACAAUUUCCUUUUAAGGUUUUGAUGGAAGAGUUGGUUGGUGUUACUGCUUGUGUUUUAGGUGAUAUGGCUUCAAGGCCUAAUUUUGGGUUGAAUGAACUUGAUUUUGUUUUUUCAACUCUUGUUGUUGGUGCUAUUCUUAAUUUCACACUCAUGUAUCUAUUGGCACCAACAUUAGGAGCUUCUUCAUCUAGUGUGCCUGCAAUCUUUGCAUCUUGUCCUAAGAGUCACAUGUUUGAACCUGGUGCUUUUAGUUUAUUGGAUAGGUUAGGUACUUUGGUGUAUAAAGGAACCAUUUUUGCUGCUGUUGGAUUUGGUGCGGGUCUUGUUGGAACCGCGCUUUCAAAUGGUUUGAUUAAGAUGAGGAAGAAAAUGGAUCCAAACUUUGAGACACCAAAUAAGGCACCACCUACUUUACUCAAUUCUCUCACUUGGGCUGCUCAUAUGGGUUUCAGCAGUAAUCUUAGGUACCAAACACUAAAUGGUGCCGAGUUCAUGUUAGAGAAAGGGCUUAAUCCUUUGGCAUUUAAGACCUCAGUGUUGGUGCUUAGAGUUGUGAACAAUGUUCUUGGGGGAAUGUCUUUUGUUGUUUUGGCAAGGUUGACUGGUUCACAGAGUACUGGUGAGAAGCCAUCACAAUUGGAGGAUGGAUUAGGUGAAAAGGUUGAAAGUGAAAGGGAAGAGGCUUUGGAGAAUAACAACCAAAUAACACCAACUAAGUGAAUAGCAUCACUUAGUUUGUUUUUAUUAUCUAUUGCUUGGACUAAGAGUGUUUGAUAGGUGAAUGUUUUUUUAGUUUUCUGAAUUUUCUGCAGCAACAAAUAAGAAUGAAAGGUAGAUUGAGAUGGAAGAUUUUGGCACUAUUUUGUGGCAUGUGAUGGUAUUUUGCUGAAACUUCCAACUUGAUUCAAUAAGGUGACAAAUUAGUUUGGCCAUGUAUUGGACCCCCCUACACAAAUGAAAAUGUCUGGCUACUAUGUUGCUGUAUUUUUGUUUCUGUUCUAUCAGUAGGCUUUUGUUGUCUUUUUCUAGACUAUUAUUAUCAUUGUAAAAGUAUCACAAAAUCUAGUUUGGAGUAUUGGCUAAAUAAAACCAUGUGUAUGAUAUUGAGAUUA
Molecule: messenger RNA, 1681 nt
Organism: Trifolium pratense (red clover)
Lineage: Eukaryota; Viridiplantae; Streptophyta; Magnoliopsida; Fabales; Fabaceae
Product: protein RETICULATA-RELATED 3, chloroplastic-like
Exons: 2
Coding region: 210-1289 (359 amino acids)
Source: RefSeq, a predicted model, not a curated record